Messenger RNA from Gavialis gangeticus (Gharial), 2148 nucleotides. RefSeq names its product thymidylate synthetase (gene TYMS). Lineage: Eukaryota; Metazoa; Chordata; Crocodylia; Gavialidae. Gene Ontology annotation, cellular component: mitochondrion; cytosol. The record is from RefSeq and is a predicted model, not a curated record. The transcript is spliced from 7 exons. Gene Ontology annotation, molecular function: thymidylate synthase activity. Gene Ontology annotation, biological process: dTMP biosynthetic process. The coding region runs from base 12 to 926 and encodes 304 amino acids.
CCAGCCCAGCCAUGCCUGCUGACUCGCAGUCGCUGAGCGUGGAGCCCGCUGCGCCGCCGCCAGCUGCCGGGGAGCUGCAGUACCUGGAGCAGGUGCGGCACAUCCUGCAGCGCGGCCACCGCAAGGACGAUCGCACCGGCACCGGCACCGUGUCCAUGUUCGGCGUCCAGGCGCGAUACAGCCUCCGAGAUCAGUUUCCUUUGCUGACAACAAAACGAGUAUUCUGGAAAGGAAUUCUGGAAGAGCUGCUUUGGUUUAUCAAGGGCUCUACAAAUGCUAAAGAGCUCUCUGCAAAGGGAGUCAAGAUUUGGGAUGCCAAUGGAUCACGUGAGUUCUUGGAUAAACAAGGUUUCACCCACAGAGUGGAAGGUGAUUUAGGACCUGUUUAUGGUUUCCAGUGGAGACAUUUUGGAGCAGAAUAUAAAGAUAUGAAUACAGAUUAUUCAGGCCAAGGAGUUGACCAGCUGCAGAAAGUAAUUGAUACAAUCAAAAACAAUCCAGAUGACAGAAGAAUCAUUAUGUGUGCUUGGAAUCCUAAAGAUAUUUCCUUGAUGGCUUUACCCCCUUGCCAUGCUCUCUGCCAAUUCUAUGUUGUAAAUGGCGAGCUUUCUUGCCAGCUGUAUCAGAGAUCUGGAGAUAUGGGACUAGGAGUGCCUUUCAAUAUUGCCAGUUAUUCACUGCUCACGUACAUGAUUGCUCAUGUGACAGGCCUAAAGGUUGGUGAGUUCAUACACACAUUAGGAGAUGCUCACAUAUACUUGAAUCAUAUUGAACCUUUGAAAGUUCAACUCGAGAGGGAACCACGACCUUUCCCAAAACUCAGAAUUCUUCGUAAAGUUGAAAACAUCAAUGACUUCAAAGCAGAAGAUUUUAAGAUCGAAGACUAUAAUCCUCACCCAGCUAUUAAAAUGGAGAUGGCUGUUUAAUGCAUGUAAUUCUUUGGAACGCUUGCAUUUAACAGGGUGGAUUUUAAUGGGGGGGGAGGGAAAAGAGAGAGUGUGUGUGUGUGUGCGCGCACACAUGGGGCUGAGGGGAAGGGGGGGACCAGACACAAAGACCAUGAAUGAUUCCCCCUUGCUCAUGAGAUUUUUGGAUUGAAGUGAAACUUAAGUCUUGAGAGUGCUAACUUUUUUCACUAUUUACUAAUCAUGUAUAAGUGUGCAAAUAUUCAAGUUACAUUUGUUGGUUCUGGGUUGCAUACUAUUCCUACUGUGUAUAAAUCAUUUAGGAAGUGCACUGAUUCUGCUGUGGCUUACGUUAGCAUUUUAACUAAUAUUUACUUUACAGCUAUUCUUAGCACUGUAGUCUCCAAUGAGACCAGAGAGAUAUUUGUUGUUCUUAGCAUGUAUCUACAUUGAAUGUUUAUGCAUUAAUAUACAUUUAAAAUAAAAACCAUUGUUUAUAAAGAAAAGUAUGGUUUUACCUUUGAAAAAAGUGCUUCAUAGAGAAAGCAGUGACAUGAGUUUUUAAUAAAUCUGGUUUUAUAAAUGUAUUAUUUGUUGGAGUGAUACAUCUUGAAGGUUUUGUUACAGACUGGGCACGUAUACACAUUCAUUAAUGUGCCGUAAUUGCGGUGCAUUAAUGAUAGUACCUGUAAUUACAGGUACUAGAUUAAUGCACCAUAAUCAGCGCUACUGAGCAGCAGCAUAAGUGCAUGCUCUUUCUGUGACACUGAUGCACAAGAGACUAAUUCUACUGCGCAUUACCAUGGUUUUUGCCGCCCGUGCUAAUGUACAGUAAAACUAGUCUACAUCUUUAGCAUCUUGUGUAGACUGGCUCAGUUUGUAUUAAACGGUGGUACUAAACAGAAGUACCUAUUUGUACACAGCUAUACUUCUAAGUUUUUUAAAUGUUGUCCUUUUAUAGUAUCUUGGUUUGCUUUCUAAAUUCUUGGUCUGGCCAAGUGAGCUAGUAGACAGCAAGGCAGGUUGUAGUUCUGUCUGAAUUUGAGGAGUUUACAAAUUGCCAGACUUAGUCAAUGUCUCAUGUUUUCCCAUAACUAACUUUAACAGAUGACAUUACUACCUUUCACAGAGCUGCCUGUCAGACCAACUUGUGUUUAUGUACACAACUAAUGAAGAAAUAAAGCUUUUCACAUAUCUACUAACAUUUGCAGGACAAGUGCUUGUAUGUCCUAUACACAUUUAU